Molecule: messenger RNA, 3260 nt
Organism: Lates calcarifer (barramundi perch)
Lineage: Eukaryota; Metazoa; Chordata; Actinopteri; Centropomidae
Product: adenomatous polyposis coli protein 2-like
Biological process (GO): regulation of cell differentiation; pattern specification process; cell fate specification
Cellular component (GO): beta-catenin destruction complex; catenin complex; cytoplasmic microtubule
Molecular function (GO): gamma-catenin binding; beta-catenin binding; microtubule binding
Source: RefSeq, a predicted model, not a curated record
CUCCCUCCUCCUCUCCUCCCUCAGUGAUCUUCAGCUCUGCUCGGAGUCAUGAGGGGGCGCUGCAGAGUGUGAAGAUGGCUAACGCCGUGGCUUCGUACGACCAGCUGGCCCACCAGGUGGAGGCGCUCCGCAAGGAGAACUCCCACCUGAGGAGGGAGCUGGAGGACAACUCCAACCACCUGUCCAAACUGGAGACCGAGACGUCCGGCAUGAAGGAGGUGCUGAAGCAGCUGCAGAGUAAACUGGAGCAGGAGGCGGGAACCCUGGCCUCGUCCGGGAGGAGCGACGUGCUGCACCAGCUCAAAGAGCUCCACAUGGACCUCACCAACUACUACGAACUCAAACACCAGCCUCACAACCUGAGGCUGCUGAGCGACAGUCUGGGAGGGGCGGGGCCGGGCGGGGUGGGUGGGGCGGAGAUAGACGACCGUCUGGCUCUGCCUCCUUCUUCCUGCUCCUCCUCGUCCUCGGCGGCGGCGAGCAGGGCCCGGAGUCCGCUGAGAGCUUCGUCUCGUCAGAGCGCCACGUCCGGGGGGGAGGCCGCCGCCAUCAUGCUGCCGCAUCACUUCCUGGACGGAGCCCCGCCCAAAACGGCUGUGAUCAGCGGAGCGGACGGACGACUGAGCGACCAUCACCUGGAAGAGCUGUACAAGGAGAGGAACCUCCUGUUGGGGGAGAUCGACCGGGAGGAGAGGGAGCGCUGCUGGUACUUCAGCCAGUUGGAGGCGCUGUCACAGAAACUGGCCCAACUUCCCCGAAUCGACACGUUUUCUCUGCAGAUGGAUCUGAUCCGGCAGCAGCUGGAGUUCGAGGCUCAGAAGGUUCGGUCUGUGAUGGAAGAACGAUUCGGCACCAGCGACGAGAUGGUUCAGAGGACGCAGAUGCGUGUUGCCCGUCUGGAGCAGCUGGAGAAGGAGCUGCAUGAGGCCCGAGGGAGUCAGGAGAGUCAGCUACAGUUGUCUGGAGCAGAGAAGCCUCCUGCUGGAGAACCAGAGAACAACACGUCGUCGUCGUCAGCUGCAGCAGCAGGAACAGAAGCUGCUGCAGACGGAGGCAGCAAGGUGGAGAUGGUGUUCUGGCUGCUCUCCAUGCUCGCUAACAGAGAUAAGGAGGAGAUGUCCCGGACUCUGCUGGCCCUGUCCAGCUCUCAGGACAGCUGCAUCGCCAUGAGAAAGUCUGGCUGCGUCCCCCUGCUGGUCCAGAUCCUGCACGAAGCUCCAGGCGGCGGAGGCGGUCCAGGAGAGACGGUGGCAGCGGGUGGGGGGGCGACGGCGGCAGGCUGCAGCCGAGAGGCCAAAUCCAGAGCCAGCGCCGCCCUCCACAACAUCAUCUACUCCCAGCAGGACGAGGGCCAGGCCCGCCGGGAGAUGAGGGUCCUGCACAUGCUGGAGCAGAUCCGGACCUACUGUGACAGUGGCUGGGACUGGAUCGAGAGCCACGCUGGGACUCCUUCACCCGGGGGAACCAGGACCACCGAUAUUCCUGAACCUGUGGACCCUCAGAUCUGUCAGGCCAUGUGCGCCAUCAUGAAGCUUUCCUUUGAAGAGGAGUACAGACGAGCCAUGAAUGAAUUAGGUGGUCUGCAGGUGGUGGCUGAUCUGAUCCACCUGGACCAGGACAUGUACGGGAUGCAGAACGAUCCCAUCAACAUGGCGCUGCGACGGUAUGCAGGGAUGGCUCUGACUAACCUGACGUUUGGAGACGUCGUCAACAAGGCAACUCUGUGCUCAAAGAAGAGCUGCCUCCAGGCUCUGGUGGCCCAGCUGGCCUCCGACAGUGAGGAGCUUCACCAGGUGGUCUCCAGCAUCCUGAGGAAUCUGUCCUGGGCUGACAUCAGCAGCAAGAGAGUCCUCAGAGACAUCGGCUGUGUGUCUGCACUGAUGACCUGCGCCCUGCAGGCCACCAAGGAGUCGACCUUGAAGAGUCUUCUGAGCGCUCUGUGGAACCUGUCGGCUCACAGCAUCGACAACAGUGCGAUCUGCUCAGUGGACGGCGCUCUGGGCUUCUUGGUCAGCACUCUGACGUACCGGUGUCAGACCAACUCACUCGCCAUCAUCGAGAGCGGAGGAGGGAUACUCCGAAAUGUGUCGAGUCUGGUCGCCACACGAGAAGACUACAGGCAAAUCCUCAGGGACCAUAACUGCCUCCAGACUCUGCUGCAGCACCUGCGCUCCCACAGCCUGACCAUAGUGAGCAACGCCUGCGGGACUCUCUGGAACCUUUCAGCCCGGAGUCCAAAAGACCAGGAGCUGCUGUGGGACCUCGGAGCCGUUAGCAUGCUGCGCAACCUUAUCCAUUCCAAGCACAAGAUGAUAGCCAUGGGCAGCGCUGCAGCUCUAAGAAACCUCCUCACCAACCGACCCCUGAAAUAUAAGGAUGCUGCGGUUGUAUCCCCUGGCUCCUGCAUGCCUUCCCUCUACAUGAGGAAACAAAAGGCACUGGAGGCAGAGCUGGAUGCCAAACACCUAGCAGAGACCUUUGAUACUCUUGAGAAACAGAGCCCCAAGCAUCUAACCCUCAACAAGCCACUACGGCACAUUGAGAGUCUGGCGAAGGAUUAUGCAUCUGAUUCUGGUUGUUUUGAUGAUGAUGAGGCCCCCAACAUCUCCAGUAGCCUGGACACUGGCAGCUUCUCUAUGCUGUCUAUGUUCCUUACCAAUUCUAACUUCCUGCAGAACCAGCCCCGUAAGAGGGAAAGUGAACCGGAGAGAGACGUAGAACCACAUCAGAUGGCAGAGAAGAGACAUGCACCUCCUGACGAUGUGGUAUCUGCUGCUGCAGAGAAGCUAGCCAAAAAGAUCACCAACACGGUUGCCAAGAUCGACAGAUUAGUCGAGGACAUCACCAUGCACACAUCCUCGGAGGACAGUUUGAGCCUCAGCUCUGAGGAUCACCUGGCAGACUGGCCUUAUGGACUAGAUGAACUCAAUGAAGCCCGAGCAAAAUCAUGCUCCCCCUGCCGUCUCUCUGAUACAAGCAGCCUGGCCCACAGAGAACGUCUCAGUAGAGCCCAUGCCCUCUUGCGCCUCAAAACUGCCCACACAAGUGUAUCAACAGAUAGCCUAAACAGUGGCAGCACUAGUGACGGCUACUGUGGCAGCAAAGAUCAGAUGCGACCUGCUCCAAGAGCUCUAAUGAUACAACAACAACGACCAAACCAGCUUGACCUCAAGUUAGCUCAUCAAGACUACUUAAAUGUAGGACCUUCUGUCCUGAAUGAGACUAACCAGCAAGAUAUUCCAGAGAGGGAUUCUGUGGAC